CACGUGGAUGGUGUGGCAGCAUGGCGGGAGCCGAAGCCCCCCAGCCGCAGAAGCGCUACUACCGCCAGCGCGCCCACUCCAACCCCAUGGCGGACCACACGCUGCGCUAGUGAGCUAGUCGGGCGGGAUCCGGGAGCGCGGGCGGGCGCGUCGAGCAGCCUGGGAAGGCAGCUAGGACUGGAGGUGGACCUGGAGGUCCAUGCGGAUGACACCCCUGUGAAGCCAGAGGAGAUGGACUGGUCUGAGCUCUACCCAGAGUUCUUUGCUCCGCUUACUCAAAAUAAGAGCCAUGGUGACCCAAAGGAUGAGAAAGAAAAGCAAUCUGGGGCUCAAGUGGAGUUUGCAGACAUAGGCUGCGGCUAUGGUGGUUUGUUAGUGGCACUGUCGCCAAUCUUCCCAGAUACCCUGAUUCUGGGUCUGGAGAUUCGGGUGAAGGUGUCGGACUACGUACAGGACAGAAUUCGAGCUCUGCGCGCAGCUCCUGGGGGCGGAUUCCAGAACAUCGCCUGUCUUCGCAGCAACGCCAUGAAGCACCUUCCUAACUUCUUCCACAAGGGCCAGCUGUCGAAGAUGUUCUUCCUGUUUCCUGACCCACAUUUCAAGCGAACGAAGCAUAAAUGGCGAAUCAUCAGCCCCACACUUCUGGCAGAAUACGCCUACGUGCUGAGAGUUGGGGGCCUGGUAUACACCAUCACCGACGUGCCGGAGCUGCACCAAUGGAUGUGCACCCAUUUUGAAGAGCACCCACUGUUUGAGCGUGUGCCUCUGGAGGAGCUAAGUGAAGACCCCAUUGUGGGACACCUAGGCACUUCAACUGAGGAAGGAAAGAAAGUUUUACGCAAUGGAGGAAAGAAUUUCCCAGCCAUCUUCCGAAGAAUGCAGGAUCCCAUCCUUCAGGCAGUGACCCCCAGUCCAGCCCUGCCCGACCACUGACUUCUCACCCUGCCUUAGCCAGACCCUGUCUUCUAGUGAUUGGACAAAAGAUGAGCUCCCCGUUCCGGGCCUUUCCAGACUGGUGGGACUGCAAGAGGUUGGGGUGCAGGCUGUGUUCUUGCUUAUCACAGACUCCCCCACUGUCAGAAGAAAGCAAACAAAGUUGACCGAGAAGGUCAAACACCUUGGACCAGAGCAGACAUUUGGAGGGUGUGGGCAUUUUGUGCCUCAGUGCUCUCCUCUUCCUGGGUUUCUGCUUGGCUGGAGUAAAGGCUGCAGCACCCCACUGUCUUAGGCUGUGUGCUUCUCUCAGGUUGCCCUCCAGAAUGUUUACUUUGCAGCCCUGGGGUAAUGUGUGUGCCCACGUGCCCAGGCAAGGGCUGGGAUGUGUAUCACGUGCCUGCCACCAGCUUCUCCCUGUUUACAACCUGACAUGGGCAAUCUGUGCUGCCUUUAUUGUUGCUGUCUCUGGAGAGUCUCCAGAGGGCAAGAGGGUAGAGACCUCUGUCUUUACCAUGUUGGACUUUGAUUCUAGAAUUUCAAAGCUGACUGACUGGCAUAGUUGUACCUGACAAGGAGAGGUAGGGGGAGAGAAGGCAGAGGAGCAGGGACAUAAGUUGGGAAAUUCCUUUUUAAAGAAUCAUUUUUUAUUUUA
Molecule: messenger RNA, 1588 nt
Organism: Meriones unguiculatus (Mongolian gerbil)
Lineage: Eukaryota; Metazoa; Chordata; Mammalia; Rodentia; Muridae
Gene: Mettl1
Product: methyltransferase 1, tRNA methylguanosine
Exons: 6
Coding region: 232-933 (233 amino acids)
Biological process (GO): tRNA methylation; RNA (guanine-N7)-methylation
Cellular component (GO): tRNA methyltransferase complex
Molecular function (GO): tRNA (guanine(46)-N7)-methyltransferase activity
Source: RefSeq, a predicted model, not a curated record